Molecule: messenger RNA, 1225 nt
Organism: Colletotrichum navitas
Lineage: Eukaryota; Fungi; Ascomycota; Sordariomycetes; Glomerellales; Glomerellaceae
Exons: 2
Coding region: 417-1076 (219 amino acids)
Molecular function (GO): FMN binding; oxidoreductase activity
Source: RefSeq, a predicted model, not a curated record
AGCUGCGCGGUUCGACACCAUGAUUAAGUCACAGAGGGCACUUCCGAGAAACCGAACCGAGUUUGGCUUCCUGGCGACUUUGUUGCACUCUACUACGCGCAGAGGACUUCGCAAGGAGGCCUAUCCAUCACCGAAAUAGUUCUGCCUUCGCUUAAAGCAAGCGGGAUACUAGGCGUGCCCGGUAUAUUCCAUCCAUCACAGAUCGAAGGCUGGCGGCAUGCUGUGAGGGGUGUCCAUGACAGGGGUGGUUUAAUCUACGCUUAGCUGUGGCACGCUGGUCGUCGGGCAACGAUUCCGCACAUGACGGGGUCCCCCACAUUGAGUGUUUCUGCGACGCCGUGGGAUGAUGAGAAGUUUGCCUUCCGAGACCUCGUCACGAAGGCAACGACAUCGUAUAAGGAUCAUCCACCUCAGUCAUGUCCCUGGAUGACAUGGAACGCACCAUUGCCGACUUUUUCACCGUAGCUAGGACCGCCAUCGAAAUUGGAUUCGAUGGUGUUGAGAUCAACAGCGGUAAUAGUAACCUCCUUGACCAGUUUCUUCACUCAAAUAUCAACAAACGGACAGACGCGUACGGUGGCAGCCCGGAAAAGCGAGCUAGGUUCCCACUGGACCUUCUAUCGGUUGUCGCCAGCGCAAUCGGCCCUUCCAACGUCGGUAUUCGCUUGGAGCCGACGGGAAUCGACAAUCACACCCGCGGAACCGAACGGAUAGAGACUUGGGCCUAUCUCUGCUCCCAAAUCGCCCGGAACUACGUCGGCAAAGACCGCUUAUCUUAUGUGCAUUUCAUCGAGCCCCGGUUCGACCGCAUCGAUUCCGAGGCGGAAAAGGAUGGCUUUUAUCUCAAUUGGAGUUCGCCAGAGGUCUCAAGUCUUCAUUUCCGGCAGAUCCUUGAGGGAACGCCCGUCUUCAGUUGCGGCGGCUGGGGUUCUGUAAAUUUUAAGCAGGUACUGGAGCGUGGAUGGGAUGCAAUUGCGUUUGCCACAUGGUUCGUGAGCAGCCUCGACUUGCCCGCCCGUCUUAUGAACGGCGCUCCGCUGCAUGCUUAUGACCGAAGCCGGUUUUACGGCUCUUAGGACGGCGUGAGAGGACCGGAUAUGUUGAUUAUCCCACGUUUAAGCACGUGACUAUUAUCGAACAUGGUCAAGUUACCAUAAAGUGAGAGCCAUAUUAAGGCACAAGUUCAAGAAACCGCGGUGCAUUGAACCUUUCUAAACAUGAUCUC